AUGAAGACAAUGGCGACUCGCCUUGUCCACUACUCAAGCUCCUCCUUCCCUAAAUUGCUACCCACAGCAGCGAACAGGAGAUUACUGUCUACGACUUCUGAGAAAGUUGAAGGAUCCAGCGCCCAAAUCAAGGAACCAAGAGAUCAGCAAAAACUUCUUGUGCUCGGAGGAAAUGGGUUCGUUGGUUCACAUAUGUGCCAAGAAGCUCUGGCUCAGGGUCUGAGUGUCUCCAGCCUCAGUAGGUCUGGUAGAGCAUCUCUUCCUGACUCUUGGGCUGAAAGUAUAGUGUGGCAUCAAGGAGACUUGCUUUCACCUGAUUCACUGAAGAAUGUGUUCAAUGGAGUGACUUCUGUGAUCUCCUGUGUCGGAGGUUUUGGAUCAAAUGCUCACAUGUAUGACAUCAAUGGAUCUGCAAAUAUGCAUGCUGUUACAGCAGCUGCAGAACAAGGUGUGAAAAGAUUUGUAUACAUCUCUGCCGCUGACUUUGGCUUGAUCAAUAAGUUACUUAGAGGAUAUUAUGAUGGGAAGAGGUCAACUGAGAAAGAGCUGAUGCAGACAUUCCCACAAAGUGGAGUAAUUUUGAGGCCAGGUUUCAUCCAUGGUGUUCGUAGGGUUGGGAGCCGGAACCUGAAUUUGAGUAUAAUCGGUGCUCCUCUGGAGAAGGCACUUCAACAUGCAAAGAUCCUGACUAAGAUCCCACUCGUCGGCCCUCUUUUUAUCCCACCUGUCAGUGUCGCGUCGGUGGCAAAAGUUGCUGUGAGAGCAGCAACUGAUUCGGACUUCCCUUCAGGCAUUCUUGAUGUAUAUGACAUUCGGGAGAAGGGCCUAGAAAAGUUGGAAUGA
Messenger RNA from Linum trigynum, 843 nucleotides. Lineage: Eukaryota; Viridiplantae; Streptophyta; Magnoliopsida; Malpighiales; Linaceae. The record is from the annotation of a GenBank genome assembly.